This is a messenger RNA of Scheffersomyces amazonensis, 863 nucleotides long. RefSeq names its product peroxiredoxin. The transcript has a single exon. The coding region runs from base 58 to 804 and encodes 248 amino acids. Gene Ontology annotation, cellular component: cytosol; mitochondrion. The record is from RefSeq and is a predicted model, not a curated record. Gene Ontology annotation, molecular function: thioredoxin peroxidase activity. Gene Ontology annotation, biological process: cellular oxidant detoxification; cellular response to oxidative stress; cell redox homeostasis. NCBI's taxonomy places the organism in Eukaryota, Fungi, Ascomycota, Pichiomycetes, Serinales, Debaryomycetaceae.
UAUCAUUAUCUCCAAUUGCAACUCCAAUAUCCAUUGAGAAAGCAAAUUUUAUACACAAUGAUGUCCAGAACCAUUUUACGUAGUAAAGUUAUUGUCCCAAGGGUUAAUGCCUUAGUUGGUAGAAGAUUCUACUCCUUCAAGCAAGAAGAUCAACCAAGAAUUAGAAUUGGUUCAACAGCACCAAAUUUCGUAGUUAAUACUACUGCUGGUAAAAUUGAUUUCCAUGAAUAUAUUGGAGAUAAAUGGGCAGUUCUUUUCUCUCAUCCAGCUGAUUUCACUCCUGUUUGUACUACUGAAUUAGGAGCAUUUUCUAAAUUAAAGCCAGAAUUUGAUAAAAGAGGUGUUAAAUUAAUUGGUUUAUCUACUGAAGGAGUUGAUAGUCAUAAUCAAUGGAUUAAAGAUAUUGAAGAAGUUGUUACUGAAGGUGAAAAAUUCGGAUUUCCAAUUAUUGCUGAUAGUACUAAAGAAGUUGCUUAUAAAUAUGAUAUGGUUACUGAAGAAGAUUUUAAAAAUCUUGAAUCAGGUAUGGUUGCAACUGUUAGAGCUGUUUUCGUUAUUGAUCCAGCUAAAAAGAUUAGAUUAACUUUAACUUAUCCAGCUUCUACUGGUAGAAAUACUGCUGAAAUCUUACGUGUAGUUGAUGCUUUACAAUUAUCAGAUAAGAGAGGUAUUGCUACUCCUGUUGAUUGGACAGAAGGUCAAGAUGUUAUUAUUCCUCCUACUGUUUCUAAUGAAGCUGCUAAGGAAAAAUUUGGUGACUUCAAAACUGUUAAGCCAUACUUGAGAUACACUACCUUAAAGUAAAUAACUAACUAUGUUCAAGUUUGACUUUUAUAUGUACAUAAGGUUAUAUAAAGACACUA